Molecule: messenger RNA, 1742 nt
Organism: Chlorocebus sabaeus (green monkey)
Lineage: Eukaryota; Metazoa; Chordata; Mammalia; Primates; Cercopithecidae
Source: RefSeq, a predicted model, not a curated record
CCACCUAAAAAGCAUGAGAAAAGAUAGAAAAAACUAUUGUAUAACUAUUGGAGAUUCCAUUGCCAUUGAUAACAUUCUGACACUGCAGUGUAUUUUUUGAUUUUUGUUACAAAACUACAAGUAAAUGUUCUACUGGUUCUUGAAGAUAUAUAAGAAAUACCAUUAGCAUUUGAACCGUUUUUUCUAAAUAGAUGAUACUUAGAAAUCUAAUUGGAUAGAGUUCACUCGCUCUAGUAAGUUCUAUUAAGAUAGAAAGCUAUAAUAGGUAGAAAGUUUUCUGUUGAGCUCUCUAUGGAAAAUUCUAUUUUGAAAAUGAAUACAUUUUGAUUUAAACGAUACAGAGGAGUCAAAAUGGACACAAUCUUGUUGUGGAGUCUCCUAUCGCUGUUUUUUGCAAGUCAAGCCUCAAGACGCUCAGCUCAAAAAAAUACCGAAUUUGCAGUGGAUCUUUAUCAAGAGCUUUCCUUAUCUCAUAAGAACAACAUUAUAUUUUCACCCCUUGGAAUAACUUUGGUUCUUGAGAUGGUACAACUGGGAGCCAAAGGAAAAGCACAGCAGCAGAUAAGACAAACUUUAAAACAACAGGAAACCUCAGCUGGGGAAGAAUUUUUUGUACUGAAGUCAUUUUUCUCUGCCAUCUCAGAGAAAAAACAGGAAUUUACAUUUAAUCUUGCCAAUGCCCUCUACCUUCAAGAAGGAUUCACUGUGAAAGAACAGUAUCUCCAUGGCAACAAGGAAUUUUUUCAGAGUGCUAUAAAACUGGUGGAUUUUCAAGAUGCAAAGGCUUGUGCAGAGAUGAUAAGUACCUGGGUAGAAAGAAAAACAGAUGGAAAAAUUAAAGACAUGUUUUCAGGGGAAGAAUUUGGCCCUCUGACUCGGCUUGUCCUGGUGAAUGCUAUUUAUUUCAAAGGAGAUUGGAAACAGAAAUUCAGAAAAGAGGACACACAGCUGAUAAAUUUUACUAAGAAAAAUGGUUCAACUGUCAAAAUUCCAAUGAUGAAGGCUCUUCUGAGAACAAAAUAUGGUUAUUUUUCUGAAUCUUCUGUGAACUACCAAGUUUUAGAAUUAUCUUAUAAAGGUGAUGAAUUUAGCUUAAUUACCAUACUUCCUGCAGAAGGUAUGGAUAUAGAAGAAGUGGAAAAACUUAUCACUGCUCAGCAAAUCCUAAAAUGGCUCUCUGAGAUGCAAGAAGAGGAAGUGGAAAUAAGCCUCCCUAGAUUUAAAGUAGAACAAAAAGUAGACUUCAAAGAUGUUUUAUAUUCUUUGAACAUAACCGAGAUAUUUAGUGGUGGCUGCGACCUUUCUGGAAUAACAGAUUCAUCUGAAGUGAAAGUUUCCCACGUCAUGCAGAAAGUUUUCUUUGAAAUAAAUGAAGAUGGCAGUGAAGCUGCAACAUCAACUGGCAUACACAUCCCUGUGAUCAUGAGUUUGGCUCAAAACCAAUUUGUAGCAAAUCAUCCAUUUCUGUUUGUUAUGAAGCAUAACCCAACAGAAUCAAUUUUGUUUAUGGGAAGAGUGACAAAUCCUGACACCCAAGAGAUAAAAGGAAGAGAUUUAGAUUCACUGUGAAUGAAAACACAGCCUCAGAAUAAAAGAUGAUUUCUCGAAAAUAGUUGAUUGGCUAAAUAUCAUCAUCUUGACAAUAUUUGCUCUAUAUCUUAUAUCUUUUCUGUUUUAAACUGUGCCUGUGUUAAUAGAUAUCUGUCUUGAUGAAUAAGUAAAGUUAGGUAUGCAUUUGUUUC